Messenger RNA from Solanum verrucosum, 1823 nucleotides. RefSeq lists its product as uncharacterized. The record is from RefSeq and is a predicted model, not a curated record. The transcript is spliced from 5 exons. Bases 228 to 1664 code for a protein of 478 amino acids. NCBI's taxonomy places the organism in Eukaryota, Viridiplantae, Streptophyta, Magnoliopsida, Solanales, Solanaceae.
AUGGUCUCUGCAGGGAGCCGAUCGUCUGCUCCUCACUCACCAUAACAACCACUCUGCCCGUCCCCCCAAAAAAAGAGAGUAAAAUAUCUACUUCAAAACCAGAAAAUCGCCGCCGAUGAUACCGCCGGGAAGUUUACCUGGCCGUUCCUAGUUUCUUCUCCAUCUAAAAAGGUAAUUUUUUUAUGAGCAUUUGUGGCUUUCAGAUUCGUUGAAGUAAGAGCUGCAAGAUGUCUUUCCAUGACAAGGAUUUUUGGAUACCAAAAUGUGGUGGACAUCUAUCUGAUGGAGAAGCAGUUUUUGAUAGCUCAUCAAGACUCGACGUGAAACAUGCUCACCAAUUGUUCUCCAGUACUACUGAGCCAGAGUUAUAUCCUAACAAGAAACAAGCUGUCCACACUUCACUAGGCAAAUCAACUUCAGAAAUUGCAGUGACAAAUUCUACAUGUUGGGAGACUACUUCUGAUCUUCCGUCAGGGGCAAAUCAAUUCAUUGAUAGAUUGUUUCGAAUUGAUACCACCAGGCCGGUCGACUUGACCGAGAGAAGCACAGGGAACUCCACAAUAAGGAAAAAAGUGAUCGACGACCAAAUUGGAGAUGAUCCAUUAGUUGGUUUGUCAAUGUCUUACACUAUUGAAGAACAACAGAUAUGCAUAAGCGACAGUAGAAUCAGAAAUCUUAAUGUUAAUCAGGUGGAGGAUUCAGAAAAUGCUUUUCAUUCACCGAUUGAAAACAACAUUAAUAUGUCUAUCAGUCAGGUACAUAAUAGGGCAAGUGAAACAUCCUUUCUAUCCAUGGGUCAGGCAUAUGGGAAGGAAGAUGAAAGUCAAACCUACAAUCCUGGAGAUAUAAGUAGAUCCAUCAGAUCCAAUGUUGAGAAAAGUCACAGCACUACACCAAUUGCUGACUCAUAUACCAGAGGGGAUUCCGACACAAUAUUUGGAUAUGAAUUGGUGUCUGAUAUUGAUGCUCUGGCAAGGCCAAUUAGCGGUUAUAAUUAUUUACAUUAUCAAUCGUCAGUGGACGCAUCAGAACCACAUUGUGACAAGCAGAUGGAUGGAUCAAAUGCUAACGCAGUUGAUAUCUCCUCUCAGACAUCAAAACCUAGGACUGAUUCCUUGCCAAAAACCAAAUCGGAGUCUAAAUCUGCACAUAAAGGUGCUCCUAAUAGCUUUCCUUCGAAUGUUAGAAGUUUGUUAGCAACAAGAAUUCUUGACGGUGUACCUGUAAAAUACGUCUUGUCCCGGCAGGAGCUUCGUGGUAUUAUAAAAGGUUCUGGAUACCUAUGUGGUUGUCAACCAUGUAGCUAUUCAAAGGCAAGUUAUUCACUUUGCUUUUUCAUUCGUUUUAUAAUUAUAUAUUUUUCCUGUGUGGUAACUUUGCAAUUGUAUACACAUUUGAAGGUGCUUAAUGCCUAUGAGUUUGAGCGUCAUGCUGGUUGCAAGACAAAGCACCCUAACAAUCACAUAUACUUUGAGAAUGGGAAAACCAUCUACCAGAUAACCCAGGAGCUAAGGAGCACGCCACAAAGUUUGUUGUUCGAAGCAAUUCAAACUGUGACUGGUUCCCCCAUCAAUCAAAAAGCUUUCCAGAUUUGGAAAGAAUCAUUUCAAGCUGCAACUCGAGAACUCCAGCGAAUAUAUGGGAAGGAAGAAUUGAACCUGUAAGUUCAAUGUUGGUGGAUCAAUGAUAAUAUUAAGAAUAUUCUCUGCCUUUGUAAAAUAGAAACAAACAACUUAUUUUAGUCAGCCAAUGUGAUGUAAAAUAUGUUCAUAUGCUUCGGCAAUUAUAAUUUGACAGUGCAAACGUUUAUGAACAAAUAUGUU